Messenger RNA from Amoebophrya sp. A25, 5340 nucleotides. The record is from the annotation of a GenBank genome assembly. NCBI's taxonomy places the organism in Eukaryota, Dinophyceae, Syndiniales, Amoebophryaceae.
GGAGAAGCUCGUAACAACAAUGUUGAUUUAUUCAUUGGACGAGAAGAGCUAGUACGAGGUCCAGAUGUUGUGCCGAACUCUAGCGCAAGGGCGGAUUCCUCGUACCAUUUUGAUACGGGGCAGACAGUGACUUUCGAUCCGGAGGUUCAUCGGGUUGAUGCAUUGAUUGAUUCUCACCGCGAGCGCCCGGCUACUGCGCCCGCUAAAUCUGGUGGUAACGUUUUGCCGCCGGUAAGGGAGCCGGCAAAAACUCCGACCGGUCAAAGCGCAGGACCAUCUCUUCGAGCACCGCCGCCAACGCCUGAGAAAGCGGUGCAGCUACUGGGACCCGAUCAAGCAGGACAAAUGGCGACAAUCGCGGAAGAACACCAUAGCACCAACCUAGCGCCGGCUGCUACUGGUGAAUCUGGUCUUGUGACUCCAAAGACCAAAAUAGUGGGCGACGGAGAAGCUGGUGCACAAGGUGGAUUUCCAGAGGAAGACUUCACUGAGGGCGAGCGCAAUUUUCUGAUGAAAAAGCAGGAGAUGCUGCGUAGAAGCCCAAGCAAGAGCAUUUUUUCUUUGCUGAAUGCUUCGCCGGCGAUAUCUUUGGCCUCUGAUGUCUCGCCAUCGAAGAGCUUCUGUCUUGGUACUCCGUCGCCGACUAAAGCGAAGACGCAGGACCGUCCACAUCCACCGACGCCCUCGCCGAGCAAGCGGAGUCGCAUGUCAGCAGAUCAUAGUCCAUCCGCAGGCAACACGCCACGCAAGAGGUCGCCGACGGGAGACGGGACUGAGUCGCCGCAACAAAUCAUGGACCGAUUACAGAAGCGAUGGCGCGAAUACCUAGCUAGCAUUGCAGCAGUACAGAUUUUGCUUUCCUUAUUGAAUAUGGUUCAUGAACACGUCAAAGGCGAGGCAACAUGUGAACGAAGGUCUAUGCUUCGUUUUAGAAGGAGAAAAAUUUCGCACUGUUGAUGAACUCUGAAGGUUUUCAUUUUUGUAAUAACUCCUUUUAGGGCGAAGAACAAGCAGCACGGUGGCAGCGUUGGAAAACGAAAAUGGCGGAAAUCGAAGCAAACCAACUCGACGCGGAAGAACGAGGGAAAUUUUUCAACGAGAUUCGCUACAGACAGCUUGACGCGAAUUUCAACGGACAAUUCCUAUUCCAGCAAGUCACCGAGAUGAUCUUCGAGGACAAACAACAUCCCCUUGUUAUGAUUCCGUUUUGAUCUUGCACUCAUUGGUUCAGAACACAAAACUCUUAUGUGUGUAGAGAAUGGUGACACGGAAGCUGUUUUUUGUCUUCAAAGAAAUCUUCCAUAUAAAUGCCUCUAACUUCCAUCCUAGCGGCCGCUAUCGAUUACAGUCUCUUCUCGAGAAAACGAUUCAAGCCACGAACGGCGAGAGCGUAGCGGCAAUGGCAGCCUUAGCGGAGCUAGAAGAGACGGAAGGCCAGUUUGCACGCGCUCGCGAGUUGUACUCGAUUAUUGUCGACAAGGCCAGAGAAGGCAACGAGGUAGCGCUCACUUGUUUGGUAGACGUGGCUGAAUUUCGGGAGCGCCAGAUGGCUCGAGAUGCGGAGGAGCGGCGGAAACGAAAGUCGAGGAACAAAUUUAAAGUGGUACUAGGUGUGACUUGUCAACACAAUGAUCUUGAAGAUCGAUUGAGUUUCCGAUUGGGUGAGCGAGAAUAUGAGAAGCGCACAUGUGUUUUGAAGAAAAGCAGCUUGAUAACUAUUCAUUUUCGAUGAAGAACUACUCUCGAACCCACUUCUACCACGAUCAGGGCAAGAAUAAGGCACUCAUCGACAAGGGGAUCAAGAAGGACAGCAAAGCCGCCGAUUUUAUGUUGAAGGUGGUGCGGGAGCGGGAGAACAUCGAGCGCCCUUUGCUUCGGCAGAGUCUGAAAGAAGGCUUUCUGGAUCCGAUGCGCGACGCGCUGGAGCGCAUCAUCCGCAACCAUCCGCAGGACAAGCGACAUUUGUCGGGCUACAAACGGCAAGUGCACCGGGAGAGGCAGCGCGAGCGCGAAAUUCAUGAAGAGUGCCUUGCUUCUCUGAAAAUGAUGGCAGCCGAAAAGCAGAAAGUAGCCAAACCAGUUACCUCUCCAAUCGCAAGCAGUCGGAAUGCCGCGCCAGCAGGCCUCGUGGAGGGCAAGCCGGGCACCUUGGGCUUUUCUGCGCGGCGUGCGAGUGCGACAGCAGCUCCCGCGGCUGCAGCAGCGCCUGCCGCAGGAGGUGGACUGGGAGGGCUGUUCGGCAAGAAGUCACGUGGAUCAUCGCAGAGUGUUGCUGCGUCCAGCCCCGCGUCUACUGCGGCACCCGGAUCUCCGCAAGCCGAAACGCCGGGUGGUGCUGCGGCCUUGUUAGGAGGUGGGGGAGCCAAGGGGGCUGGUCUCAAAGGUAUGGGCGGUGGAGGUCUGCUCGCUGGCCUAGCGGGUGCAGGAGGAGCAUCUGGUAGUGCUACUGCUACUAUAACUCCAGUGUCUGUAGCCACACCCGCAGCAAAACCUGGAAAUCUCUCGGGUGCAGCAGCGGCACAGAGGCCACAGACGACACCUAGUGGCGCGGCACCUAAAGCCGCCUGCGGUCCACCUCAAAAGUCCGGUUCGAAGGAGGACGUGGGAAAAAAGAGCGCAGGCUCAAAAGCGCCACAGAAAUCAGGAUCAAAAGCACUCCACAAAGGUGCAUCCACUCCCGGGUCUAAGUCUGGUGAGCGAACAUCAGCGCAGAUGUUUGACAAUCUCGAGAAUCGACUGAUGAAACAGCAAAAGGACGCUGAACGGGAAGUCGAAGCGGAGGAAGCUCGUAAGCGCCCAGCUGAACUGACAGAGGAAAACGUAGUGGAGUGGGUACCAAAGAAAUACCAAAAAGAAAUAGCACCAGAAUACAAAUCGCAGGUGGAGCGGGGAUAUGCAUCAGAGUACCCCUUAACAGACCUAGCGCUCUGGUUUCAACGGUUGCUUUCUCAUCCGUCAAGAUUCGAUGGACGAAUGUUCUGUAGAUUCAUACAAGUUGGAUCUGCAUUUCAAUAAUACAGAAUAGGUUUGCAGCUUUGAAUGUACUACCACGAAGAUUUUUCGUCUUAGUUACCUCACAUUUCUUCAGCUUUGAUCGAGAAGUGACGUGUAAUCACGCCGGCGUGCUCACAUUUCAUACGCGCAUGGCUCGCGCGAAAUUCGGACAGCAAGUGAGGCGGACACAGAAGAAGACGCGCGGUGGCAAACUUCUAAAGAAGGCGUUUCUGCAAAGAGAAUUCGAAUCGGCCAAGUACUUCUAUCUAUGUACAAACAUGCUAUUCUGAAACCCUAACACCAGCAAAUUGAAUUGUUCAGUUGUGGUUGAUAUUUUUUGCGCUUGACCAGUGAACCGGUACCCUAGAGUGGUCAAGAGGGAGCACAAAAUUUGGGAACAGAGCACUUCUCCGAGGCACGCACAGGCUCACGCCGCCUUCGACGCGGAGACCUCUAGGGCAGUACAGGACUCCGGCGCGGCGCCUAUUAAAAACGGAUCCUAAUGAGCUCCUAAGAUUUCUGAAGAAUAGAAUACUUUCCUAGCAACAUCCUCUAAAAACCUAAACACCACCUCAGGUUCUCAGGUUCUAUGAGUUGGAGGUUGUAGAACUGAUUUUGCUCCUUGUGUUGAACGAGACUUCAUGAACUAAAGGGUCAGUAGUACCCCUAUCCCUAUUUACCCUUCCACAUUCAGUCUUACGGGUAGCCCACAACAGAAAAUAGAAGAGAAUGAAGAGGAGGAGAAUUCCCACGAAGAUGGACGCUUGCAUAUCAACACGCCCCCGCGCAAGCAUAGACCAGGAACGGCCCCUUUUCUGCGUAACAUUGACGUUUGGGACGAAAGCAAGAAUUUUGAUCUUCUUGGCAUGCUGCACCAAAAAAGCGAGAAGUAUUACGAUGCGGCGCUGUCGUGUCGCAUGCUAGUACAACGGCGCGCUCAGAAGCAGAAGCAGGAAGAGGAAGCACGGAAACAGAAGGAGCAAAAGGCCAGAGAAGCGGUGGGGCUUGAAGCAGCGGAGGCGGAGAAGGCUCGGCUAGAAAAAGAAAAAAGGCCUGGUCCGCCGUUCACUGUGCGAUGUGAUACUGAUGUACGCCCGAACACUGCUGGAAUCGGAAAGGGCAUUGCAGGUGGGCGAAAAGGUACUGAAGAUACCUAAGUACCUCAAGAAAAGAGCAGAGCUAUAUCCAUUUCGGAGCUCUUCUUAUUCGUCGCUUUUCUGCAGAUAUUUGUUUAUUGUUGCAUCACUCUGCGAGCACAGUGAUUGAAUUUCAGUGUUCUUUUACCCACGACCAGGUAGUAAGCGAUCUCCACGUCGUGAUUUGCGAUUGCUGCGGCCUAUGAUGUCGUCUACGAGACUGAAUGGUGGUAGCAAGACACGCUCCUCUGGAGCCCCUGCAGCGCAAUCACAAGGCGGUGCUGGCAGUGGAACAGGCGCGCACUCUGCGUCAGGUGGAGGAGGCUCACCGACACGAGGCAAAAACGUGAUGAAGAAAAAGGUGCCAACGCCACCAAAGGAUCCUGAUGAGGUCAAUGCCUACCCUGACUUGGACGUUGUGACCGAGUUCAACAUUCACUCGGGUGUACAGCGGUUCGAUCCACGAAGGACGCGGCGAACUUAUGGCCUCGUUCCAAUGCCGACACCGGCUCCACCUGACGAUCGGUACACACUACGAGCAUUGCCGCCAGAUGUUCCGCCGAAAAUUCUCUGAGUAGAAACGACAAAAAGAGCAUAGCGACACGCGGACGGUCUCUGCAUGAAUUGUAUAUGGAGCAUCACACGAACACGAUAUGAGCAUGAUCUUUUCAAUACCUUUAAAGUACACCACCCAUCAUUCAUUCUGCAAAGGCAUAUCUGGCUAGAUAGUAUGGACCAGAUUUCUCCGUUUUUCCGGAAUCUUGCUACGGACCUAUUUUUUAGGUCAGGUAACGUGUCAAUGUCAUACAUUUCCUCAAUAUUGCAACUUACAUCAUCUACACAUGCUUGUUUGGGCGCAUUUUUUCUUUCAUCGACAUUAUUAAACUAGUGAAAAGCUAACGGGACGCCACUCUUCGUAUAGUAUGUUGCUUUGUGUCGAAUUUGUUCAGGUAGUUUGCAGAGCAGAAGCUUUGAGGUGAUUGCACCAGUUUAUUCAUGAAGUUUUUCCUUCUUGCAGUGAACAAGGUACCCAUUUCUCCAUUGCUUGCUUUUUAAGGCCACGAAACAAUCAAACUGGGUAUCAUGCGAGCGUAAUGUCAUGUGUGGAACCGAAUGCCGUCACUGCUAGUCCUACAGCUUAGGACGGAGCAAAGAAACAGUCCGUUGCGACGAAACGUUGCUACCGCGGGGAUGUGUUGAGAUACAGCGA